GUUAUAUGUAAAUUAUAAAAUCAAAACUUUUUAUUUUCAUCUUUUUAUCAAUAUAUAAAAAAUAUGACUUCAACUUGUGAGGUGGAUCCUCAAGUAUUAGAAAAACUUCGUAAAUUCAGAUUUUCGAAAAGUUCGAAAGGAAGUGCCGCAUUUGUUUUGAAAAUCGACAGGGAAAAAUUACUGGUCAUGGAAGAUGAACAAUAUGAUAAUAUAUCAUUAGAAGAACUUAUUGAAGAGUUACCCGAAAAUUCUCCGCGGUAUAUCGUAUUAAGUUAUGAAUUAUUACAUGAUGACGGACGCAAAUCAUACCCUUUAAUUUUGAUUUAUUAUUCACCAGUUACUACAAAUCCCGAGACGAAUAUGCUGUAUGCAAGCGCGAAAACUUAUUUUCAACAAAAAGCAGAUUUAAAUAAGGUAUUUGAUAUUCGAGAUACUGAAACACUAACGGAUGAAUGGUUAAAAUCAAAAUUGCUUCCUUAAGAUAUUUUUAAAAUUAUUCUAUAUAAUAAAAAGAUUUGAAAAUAUGAAAGAUUUAUUUGUAAUACAAAUGGCAAAGCCACAUUAUUACAUUAUUUAUAUUAAUUAUUAAUUAAUUAAUUCAAUUUGACAUUUUUGGCAUCAAAUCAUUUUAGUAAACCUGAAAUUUUU
Messenger RNA from Rhizophagus irregularis DAOM 181602=DAOM 197198, 648 nucleotides. RefSeq lists its product as uncharacterized. Gene Ontology annotation, molecular function: actin binding; Arp2/3 complex binding. Gene Ontology annotation, biological process: actin filament debranching; negative regulation of Arp2/3 complex-mediated actin nucleation. Gene Ontology annotation, cellular component: actin cortical patch. NCBI's taxonomy places the organism in Eukaryota, Fungi, Glomeromycota, Glomeromycetes, Glomerales, Glomeraceae. The record is from RefSeq and is a predicted model, not a curated record.